AUGGGUAUUGCAUUGCAUUUGGAUGCAGAAAGCCAACUGCUGACCACGUUCAACAGCCCGUUUGGACGGUAUUGCUACAAGCGUAUGCCAUUUGGCCUAGUGAUGAGCCAAGAUGUGUUCCAGCACCGAAUGGACCAGAACUUAGAGCAGUGCAUUGGCGUCAUCGGGAUCACAGAUGACAUUGUCGUGCUCGGAGACUCGCAGCAGUCACAUGAUAGAAAUCUGUACGCUUUGAUGGAGGUUGCGGCUAAGUCAGAUCUGAAAUUCAACAGCAGCAAGUGCUCCAUCAAUCAGGAACGAGUCGUUUUCUUUGGCAUGGUCUACGACAAACAUGGUGUCCAUCCGGAUCCAGCAAAGGUCCACGCAGUGAAAUCUAUGCCAACUCCACGUGACAAGACUCAACUGCAGGAGUUUUGGGGAUGGCUACCUACCUGA
This is a messenger RNA of Lytechinus variegatus (green sea urchin), 435 nucleotides long. RefSeq lists its product as uncharacterized. NCBI's taxonomy places the organism in Eukaryota, Metazoa, Echinodermata, Echinoidea, Temnopleuroida, Toxopneustidae. The record is from RefSeq and is a predicted model, not a curated record. The transcript has a single exon. The coding region runs from base 1 to 435 and encodes 144 amino acids.